This is a messenger RNA of Eruca vesicaria subsp. sativa (arugula), 1380 nucleotides long. Lineage: Eukaryota; Viridiplantae; Streptophyta; Magnoliopsida; Brassicales; Brassicaceae. The record is from the annotation of a GenBank genome assembly.
GUACUCUCUAUCUCUUAACUCUCCUCUCUCUCUCUCCACAGAGAAAACCAACAGUAGCAGUAAAUUGCUUGAGUUCUUGAUGAGAGAGACAGAGAGAUCAAUUAGUAUAAUGUCUUAAAUGAUCUCAGAAAAUAAAUAAACAUUGGCGGCGUUUGCAGCAAUUUCUUAAAUUUCCUCACCAUCAUUACUCUCUCUCAUCCGCUCCAAAAUCUGCUCCUUAAAUUAAUGAGCUAGGCAGCAGAAGAAAAUAGAGAAGAAGGAAUGGCUGGAUUCUAUCUAGGAGGGAGAGAUAACAGCAAACAAGAUCAUCAUCAUUAUCAUCAUCAUAUGGACAAGGAUCAUAAUGAAGACAAGAGGGACAGUUAUUUAUACAAAGACGAGAUCUACAACAACAACAACAAUAGAGGUUUUGAGAUUUGGCCACCUCAAUAUUUUCAACAACAACAACAAAACCACGUGGCUCCUCCUACAAAUCUCCUCUCCUUUGGUAUGGUCCCAAGCGGUGGCAGCAAUAACGAAGACCGGAGUAGUAAUCGGAGUUUGUACUUUAACGUAGACCAUGAGCCGGUUAGAACCUCUACGGGAAGGUUUACGGUAACAAGGCAAGGAAACAUGAAUUGCCAAGACUGUGGGAAUCAAGCCAAGAAAGCUUGUCCUCAUAUGAGAUGUCGUACUUGUUGUAAGAGCCGAGGGUUUGAUUGCCAAACCCACGUGAAGAGCACGUGGGUCCCGGCUGCUAAACGUCGUGAGAGACAGGCUCAGUUAGCUGCUUUGCCAGCUAAGCGGAGUCGAGAGGCUAGCUCAGGCAGUGGUGAUGAUGAAGAUGGAGGUCAAGGCGGUGGUGGUGGUUCGGCUCUUGCUUGCAUCCGUGUUGUUAACGCUAGCGCUUCAGGGUUAGAGAGUAGUCACUUACCGCCGGAGAUAAGUUCACCAGCUGUAUUCCGGUGUAUGAGAGUCAGCUCGAUCGACGAUGAGGACGAAGAAUACGCAUAUCAAACGGCUGUGAACAUCGGUGGACACAUGUUCAAAGGCAUUCUCUACGACCAAGGUCCAUCAGAUAACCCCUACAGCUCAAGCCCUGCCGCCACAGAAGCCUCUCAACACCAUAUUAACCUCUUGGUCUCAACCGCUUUAGCCACCACCACUACAACCGCCAUGACUGCGAUUAAUAAUAAUAACGCAUCGAUUGAUCCCUUCAGCUCUUAUAUCACCACCGGUACCCCCUUCUUUCCACCUCCUAGGUCUCGAGACUGAUAUUUUAAAUCUUUCAAAAACGUUUUUGAUCUCUUAGAAUUAUCAGAGAUUCGGGGUACAACGAGUAAGAAAAAAAUGAUUAUUUUGAGAUUUUUGUUGUUGUCGGACAAUAUGGUAGUAAAUUUC